AUGGCAAUGGUAUGUCAUCAACCCCAGCAGUACGCUCCAUCUCUGGGUCCGCUACCGCAGGACACCAUGUAUGGGCACACUCAAUGCCAUAGCCAUCCCAUAUAUCAUCCACCGCCCACUCAGAUGCAAGGCCUAGCUCGGUUCAAAAUCACCAAACCUUCUUUCCACGACCGCUACGAGUGCAAGCCCGACAAUGCACCCGGCGGUCCUGUCCUUUACAGCCUUGCCAUCUCAAGUAAUCAGAAGAAGCACCCCGACUUGGUCCUGAACGCCGAGGGGGUCGCAAUGGUUGCUUUCUAUCUCCCAAAGAUAAGCAAUUAA
Molecule: messenger RNA, 321 nt
Organism: Fusarium proliferatum ET1
Lineage: Eukaryota; Fungi; Ascomycota; Sordariomycetes; Hypocreales; Nectriaceae
Exons: 1
Coding region: 1-321 (106 amino acids)
Source: RefSeq, a predicted model, not a curated record